GCAGUGUCAGCGAGGGCUCAACUUCCUUUGGUGAAGUGGAUUUACUUGAACUCGAAGGAAAGAAAAAAAAAUGUCUCCACUUCUGAGAAGCAUCUUCAAUAUCACUGAAAUGUUCAAUCAGUAUGCCUCACAUGAUUGUGAUGGGGCAGCACUAAGCAAAAAAGACCUGAAGAACCUCCUUGAAAGGGAAUUUGGAGAUGUCCUUCGGAGACCACAUGACCCUGAGACAGUAGAUCUGAUCCUGGAACUUCUAGAUCGAGACUGUAACGGGCUCAUCGAUUUCAAUGAAUUCCUCCUGUUCGUUUUCAAGGUAGCUCAAGCUUGUUAUUACGCUCUCAGCCAGGCCUCCGGGCUGGAUGAGAAGAGGGCCAAGUGUGAGGGAAGGGAGAACCCAUUACAAGAACCCAGGCAAGAGGACCAAAGGAGAUUUGAGCCCCAGGACAGACAAUUAGAAGAACGCAGGCAGAAAAGGCAAGAACUGGAGAGGGAACUCGCUGAGGAAGAGAAGCAGCGGCUGCAGAGGCGAGAACGGGAAGAGCACCUUGAGGAGGAAGAGCAUCUGCAGGGGCGCAAGGGUCGGGAGCUAGAGAAAUUUUCUAACCAAGAGCAAAGCCAAGAGAGGCGGGAUCUGCGAGAACUCCAGAAGGAAGAGCAGCUGCAAAGGCUAGAGCGCCAAGAGCAACGGGAGCGGGCGCUCCAGGAAGAGGAGCAGUUGGAACAGCAGAGACGCAAGGAGACGCGCUUGCCGCCGGAGCUGAGGCGCGUGCAAGAGAGACGCGAGCAAGAACUGAGGCGCCAGGAGCAGCGCUUGGAGCAGGAACUGGGACUCGAGCAGGAGGAAAGACGAGAGCAAGAACUGAGGCGCGAGGAGCAGCGCUUGGAGCAGGAACUGCGGCUCGAGCAGGAGGAAAGACGUGAGCAAGAACUAAGGCGCCAGCAGGAGGAAAGACGUGAGCAAGAACUGAGGCGCCUGCAGGAGGAAAGACGAGAGCAAGAACUGAGGCGCGAGGAGCCCCGCUUGGAGCAGGAGCUGAGGCGCGAGCAGGAAGAAAGGUGCAAACAGGAGCUGAGGCGGGAGCAGGAGGAGAGACGCCAGCAGCUGAGGCGCGAGCAGGAGAGAUGCGAGCAAGAACUGAGGCGCGAGGAGCAGCGCUUGGAGCAGGAACUGCGGCUCGAGCAGGAAGAAAGACGUGAGCAAGAACUGAGGCGCCAGCAGGAGGAAAGACGAGAGCAAGAACUGAGGCGCCAGCAGGAGGAAAGACGAGAGCAAGAACUGAGGCGCGAGGAGCCCCGCUUGGAGCAGGAGCUGAGGCGCGAGCAGGAAGAAAGGUGCAAACAGGAGCUGAGGCGGGAGCAGGAGGAGAGACGCCAGCAGCUGAGGCGCGAGCAGGAGAGAUGCGAGCAAGAACUGAGGCGCGAGGAGCAGCGCUUGGAGCAGGAACUGCGGCUCGAGCAGGAAGAAAGACGUGAGCAAGAACUGAGGCGCCAGCAGGAGGAAAGACGAGAGCAAGAACUGAGGCGCGAGGAGCCCGGUUUGGAGCAGGAGCUGAGGCGGGAGCAGGAGGAAAGGCUCAAACAGGAGCUGAGGCGGGAGCAGGAGGAGAGACGCCAUCAGCUGAGGCGCGAGGAGCAGCGCUUGGAGCAGGAGCUGAGGCGCGAGCAGGAGGAAAGACGAGAGCAAGAACUGAGGCGCGAGGAGCCCCGUUUGGAGCAGGAGCUGAGGCGGGAGCAGGAGGAAAGGCUCAAACAGGAGCUGAGGUGGGAGCAGGAGGAGAGACGCCAUCAGCUGAGGCGCGAGGAGCAGCGCUUGGAGCAGGAGCUGAGGCGCGAGCAGGAGAGACGCGAGCAAGAACAGAGGCGCGGGGAGCCCCGCUUGGAGCAGGAGCUGAGGCGUGAGCAGCAGCUGAGGCGCGAGCAGGAGAGACACGAGCAAGAACAGAGGCGCGAGGAGCCCCGCUUGGAGCAGGAGCUGAGGCGCGAGCAGCAGCUAAGUCGUGAGCAAGAGGAAAGACUCGAGCAGGAGCUGAGGCGGGGGCAGGAGGAGAGACGCCAGCAACUGAGGCGCGAGGAGCGGCGCUUGGAGCAAGAGCUGAGGCGCGAGCAAGAGGAGAGACGCGAGCAAGAACUCAGACGCGAGGAGCCGCGCUUGGAGCAAGAGCUGAUGCGCGAGCAGCAGAUGAGGCAGGAGCAGGAGGAGAGACGCGAGCAGCUGAGGCGCGAGGAGCAGUGCUUGGAGCAGCAGCUCAGGCGCAAGCAGGAGCUGAGGCGCGAGGAGCCGCGCUUGGAGCAGGAGGAGAGACGCGAGCAGGAAGAGAGACUCGAGCAACAGCUGAGGCGCGAGCAGGAGGAAAGACGUGAGCAGCAGCUGAGGCGCGAGCAGGAGGAAAGACGUGAGCAGCUGAGACGCGAGGAGCCCCGCUUGGAACAGGAGAGGCGGAAAGAGCAGCUCAGGCGCGAGGAGCAGCGCUUGGAGCAGCAGCUCAGGCGCGAGCAGCAGCUGAGACGCGAGGAGCCGCGCCUGGAGCAGGAACUGAGACGCGAACAGGAAGAGAGACUCGAGCAACAGCUGAGGCGCGAGCAGGAGGAAAGACGUGAGCAGCUGAGACGCGAGGAGCCCCGCUUGGAACAGGAGAGGCGGAAAGAGCAGCUCAGGCGCGAGGAGCAGCGCUUGGAGCAGCAGCUCAGGCGCGAGCAGCAGCUGAGACGCGAGGAGCCGCGCCUGGAGCAGGAACUGAGACGCGAACAGGAAGAGAGACUCGAGCAACAACUGAGGCGCGAGCAGGAGGAAAGACGUGAGCAGCUGAGACGCGAAGAGCCCCGCUUGGAACAGGAGAGGCGGAAAGAGCAGCUCAGGCGCAAGCAGCAGCUGGUUGAGGAGGCGGUGGAAGAGGAAGAAGCCCAAGAGCGGGGCAAGAGCCGCAUCCCAAGGUGGCAGUGGCAGCUCGAAAGUGAGGCAGAAGCUCGUCAAAGCAAAGUCUACUCCAGGCCCCGCGGGCAGGAGCAGAAGCACUGCCCGGAGCAGGAGGAGAAGAGGCGGCUCCAGGAGCGCGAGCGGCAACUCCGGGAGCAGGAGGAGGAAGGCCAGUGGCAGCACGGGUUCCGGCCCCUCCCGGAGGAGCGCGAACCGCUGCUGCAACGGGAGGAGCAGGCACGCCUUCAGAGGGAGGAGGAAGAGCCGCGCCGCGACUUCAGAUGGCAGUGGCAGGCUGAGGAAGAGAGCGAGAGGCGCCGCCAGAGGCUGUCGGCCAGGCCCGCGUCGCAAGAGCUGCGGGAGAAGCAGUUAAGAGCCGGGGAGCGGCAGGCGCGGGAACUGUUCUGUGAAGAGGAGGAGCAGCGCCGCCAGCGACUCGAGAGGGAGCAGGAGCAGCAGGUCCGUAAGGAGAAGCAGCUCCAGUUGGAGGAGAGCUUCCAAGAGGACCAGGAGAGGAAGCUACACCAGGAAGAGCAGCGCCACGACCAAAAAUGGAGGUGGCAACCAGAUGAGGAAAGCCAGAGACGCCGCCACAUAGUGUACGCCAAGCCAGCUGAACGAGAGCAGCUGAGGGAAGGAGAGCAGCUGCAGAGAGAGGAACGCGAGAAGAAGCUUCGCCAGGAGCGGGAGAGACAAUAUCGGGAGGAAGAGCAGCUGCAGCAGGAGGAAGAGCAGCUGCAGAGGGAGGAACGCGAGAAGAGGCGCCGCCAGGAGCGGGAGAGACAAUAUCGGGAGGAAGAGCAGCUGCAGCAGGACGAAGAGCAGCUGCAGAGGGAGAGGAGGCGCGAACAGCGCGACAGGCAAUACCUGGAGGAUGAAGAGCUGCAGCGCCUAGAUGGGAAGCGGCAAUUCCAGGAUGACGAUCAGCGCGGUGAUCUGAAAUGGCAGUGGCAACCACAAAAAGAAAAUGAAGUUCGUAAUCAUAGGGUUUACUCCAAACGCAGAGAGAAUGAAGAAAAGAUCCAGGAGGGCUACAAGAAGUUCCGCCAGGAGGAGCAGCUCCUGCAGGAAAGGAAAGAACAGCUGCGCCGCCAGGAGCGCGACAGAAAGUUCCGUGAGGAGGAGCAGCUCCUGCAGGAAAGGGAAGAACAGCUGCGCCGCCAGGAGCGCGACAGAAAGUUCCGCGAGGAGGAGCAGCUCCUGCAGGAAAGGGAAGAACAGCUGCGCCGUCAGGAGCGCGACAGAAAGUUCCGCGAGGAGGAGCAGCUCCUGCAGGAAAGGGAAGAACAGCUGCGCCGCCAGGAGCGCGACAGAAAGUUCCGCGAGGAGGAGCAGCUCCUGCAGGAAAGGGAAGAACAGCUGCGCCGCCAGGAGCGCGACAGAAAGUUCCGCGAGGAGGAGAGCAGCUCCUGCAGGAAAGGGAAGAAGAGCUGCGCCGCCAGCAGGAGAAGCAGCAGAGGCGCCGAGGCCAAGUCUGGGAGAAAGGAGACAAGGGCAGUCGGCAGUCUCUGGGGCCUGGCAAGCGUCAGUUUGCCAGUGUCCCGGUGCGCUCCAGCCCUCUCUAUGAGUACAUCCAAGAGCAGAGAUCUCAGUACCGCUCAUAGGAGAUGCUGCCAAUAUCCGGACACCUACCAAAGCUUCCAGCAAAAGAAAAUGAGGAACACUGGAUACCAAAUGACUCAAAUGUUUCUGGUUAUGGGAGAACUCUCUGAUGUUCCAAAAUCUUUUUUUUUUCCAAAACCUUAAACUACACUUAUUUCAUGAACCUUUUACUCUUGCCUUUUAUUCUUCCUGAAAAUAAUUCUUUACUGCAGCGUGUCUUUGCCCUUUGGUGCAGAUAUGGUGUGCAUUUUUUAAAAACAUAAAUAAUUUGUUUAAGGAGUUCUGUUUGGAGAACGUUAAUUUGGUGCUUUCUAAAGUAGCAAGAAUAUGAUUUAAGAUUCAAAAAGAACUGGGUCUUUUUUUUUUUUUAAUGGUUGAUCCAUCGUUUGGAGAGUUUCAGUAUUUUUAAUGUUCAUUUGGUAUUUCUUCUUGAGCCUAAACCACAUUAGUAUUUACCUCCAAAUAGACUGGCUUUUGUGACAUAAUUAGCACAGAUUCUGCAAGGGGACUGAAUUUUUACAACCUUGAAGCGCACAGGGGGAGUGACUUCUACAGAAAAACUCCUCUGAAAUCAGCCCCUAACUGGAAGAAAUAUCUGUUAUGAAGAAGGUUUAGCUUCAAGACUUAGAAUUUGAAUUAGAUUUUUUUUUUCACACUUCAUAAACACUUAAAAUAUCAUGGAGCAAAAGCAAGCUGUUUCUCAAACAACUCCACAGUUCAAAUUUUAAAACUCUCUACUGUAGUCUAUAGUGCUCAGUUUCUUUUCCCCCAGUCUUUGAUGAGUUUGAGAAUUUUACUACCUUUGUUCAUUUUAACUGAGAAGGAAACUGCUCAGGAUCCUGUAAACAUCUAUUUAGCUCUAGAGCCAAUAAGCAAUCACAGCAUUUUGGGGGAGAGAAAGGGAAAAUUUGUGAACAGAAGGGCAAGUUCCUAGAGACCCUUAGAUAAGACCCAUCAGCCCACAAUCCUUUGAGGCUUAUUGAUACUACCUUGGAGAUGUUCUUAUUGGAAUGAUUGGACUAUGUAAAAAAUAAUAAAUGUUUGGCAAAUAA
Messenger RNA from Lutra lutra (Eurasian river otter), 5565 nucleotides. RefSeq names its product trichohyalin (gene TCHH). The transcript is spliced from 6 exons. Gene Ontology annotation, molecular function: transition metal ion binding; calcium ion binding. The record is from RefSeq and is a predicted model, not a curated record. Gene Ontology annotation, biological process: intermediate filament organization. Bases 71 to 4657 code for a protein of 1528 amino acids. NCBI's taxonomy places the organism in Eukaryota, Metazoa, Chordata, Mammalia, Carnivora, Mustelidae.